GACUGCUUUGGUCUGAUCGACUCUUUCUUCGCUCCUUCACUCAGCCUGUCAGAUCCAGCAUGGCAGCCUCCAUGGCUCCACGUGAGAUGUUCAAGGAGGGAGUGCGCGCGGUUCUGCACACAUGGCCGGUUCUACAGAUCGCGGUGGAUAACGGGUUCGGAGGCAUGUACGGGCAGCAGAAAGCCGACUGGAUGGUGGACGCGGUCCAGCAGUACUUCCAUGACAACGCUGAUCUGGAUCAGUGUGAGGUGGAGGACUUCCUCUCUGAGCUGAUGGACCAGGAGUUUGAUACAGUGGUGGAUGAUGGAAGUUUACCUCAGGUGUCCCUCCGCCUGGUGCAGAUGUUCUCUCAGUACCAGCAGGGGGCGCUGCAGCAGCUGGGACACACCAUCAGCACUCUGACACAGAACAGGAACCAGAGGGCAAAGGUCACUGCUCCGGCAGCUCAGUCUGAUGAGGAGAGCGAUGGCGAGGAGACGCAGGUGAUGGAGUGUGAAUCUUCGGCUCCUUCAGGCAGCAGAACAGACCCCCCUCCUCCUCCUCCUCCUCCUCAGGAGGAAGACGACGGCUGGACGGUGGUGAGGAAGAAGAAGUGAGGAAGAGGAAUCACUCACAGACUAAUGAGACUUUUUUAAAAAGGGGGCGGGGCUCCACCUGCUAACCGGCUCCUGACUGGCUGCUGUAGUGAGCCGCUGGAGACGUUCAGGAUGGAAAACAUGGACGAUUCACUCUGUAGAUAUUUUGUAUUAAACUUCUUAAAACACUGUU
Molecule: messenger RNA, 768 nt
Organism: Salarias fasciatus (jewelled blenny)
Lineage: Eukaryota; Metazoa; Chordata; Actinopteri; Blenniiformes; Blenniidae
Gene: tsr2
Product: TSR2 ribosome maturation factor
Exons: 5
Coding region: 60-596 (178 amino acids)
Source: RefSeq, a predicted model, not a curated record